Messenger RNA from Gastrolobium bilobum, 2442 nucleotides. RefSeq names its product cation/H(+) antiporter 15-like. Gene Ontology annotation, biological process: proton transmembrane transport; regulation of pH. Gene Ontology annotation, cellular component: membrane; endomembrane system. Gene Ontology annotation, molecular function: antiporter activity. The coding region runs from base 1 to 2442 and encodes 813 amino acids. NCBI's taxonomy places the organism in Eukaryota, Viridiplantae, Streptophyta, Magnoliopsida, Fabales, Fabaceae. The record is from RefSeq and is a predicted model, not a curated record. The transcript has 3 exons.
AUGGAUUCUGGGGUGAAAUGUUUUGUAGUAUCGCCCAGUAAUAGUCAGUUCUGGCAAACUGAAAACAUCCUAAAUUCAAAGCUCGCCAUUCUCUCCGUCCAAAUUGGAUACGUCGUAUUGUUUUCUCGUCUCUUCUACUUUAUCUUAAAACCCCUCCAUCAACCUCGUCUUAUUGCAGAUAUCUGUGCGGGUUUCUUACUUAGGGCAACAUUACUAGCGGGAUUCCCACAAAUUUAUAAAUUCAUAUAUCCAAUGAAUGGGGUCUUUAAUGUGGAAGUCCUGUGUACCAUUGGUAUCAUUUUCUAUGCAUUCCUCAGUGGUUUGGAGAUGAACUUAAAUACCAUUCUACACGUACAAAAAAAGGCUGCAAGCAUAGCCGUUGCCGGGAUAAUCUUUCCCAUGGUUAUGGCACCAGGUUUAUAUGCUCUAUAUCGAAAAUUUCAUGUCAUUAGUGAUCUAUAUAGCCUUGAAGGAAGUACAGUUCAAGCCUAUCUAUUUUGGACUUUAGUUCUCACGGUUACAGGUUUUCCAGUCAUUGCACACACCCUUUCUGAGCUCAAACUCCUUUAUACUGGUCUUGGCAAAGCCGCUUUAAUAGCUGGCAUGAUUAGUGAUACUUAUAGUUGGAUUCUAUUCACAUUAUUGGUUCCAUUCACAAUUAAUGGUCCUAGAGCCAUCUACUCAGUGCUAAGUACCAUGUUAUUCAUUGUUUUUCUCGUCUUUGUAUUACGUCCUAUCAUUGUAAGGUUUAUUGAUCGCAAGACAGAUAAGGAUGAAUGGGAUUAUGAUCAAUUACUGUUUGUGAUCAUGGGGGUUGUAGCUUGUUCAUAUAUUACUGAUAUUCUUGGCACACAUGGCAUUGUUGGAGGUUUUGUGUUUGGAUUAAUUUUACCUCAUGGUAGAUUUGCGGACUUGGUGAUUUCAGUUGCUGAUGAUUUUGGUGGUGGGUUUCUAGCACCACUCUUCUUUGCUGGUAGUGGAUUGAGAUUAGGGUUGCCAAUCAUUAUUAACCAGGCGAAUUGGCCAAUGACACUGCUUAUCGUGCUCUUGUUAUGUGUCCCAAAGAUUCUAAGCACUUUAUUUGUCACUUCUUUCUUUGGUAUGCGCACUCGAGAUGGUUUAGCACUUGGAUUACUUCAGAAUACAAAGGGCGCAAUUGCACUCAUAAUGCUAAACAUUUCUUGGGAUAGAAAGAUUGUUUCUGUACCAACCUUUACUGUUCUUCUCUCUGGUGUUCUUCUCAUGACUGUAAUAGUGUCUCCCGUCAUCGAUCUCGUCUUCAAGCCAAGAAAGAGAUUUGAGCAGAACAAGUUAAAGACUGUACAAAAGCUAAGAGCAGAUUCAGAGCUCCGAAUUAUGGCAUGCGUCCACAAUACCCGCCAUGCCUCUGGCAUGGUCAAAAUCAUUGAAUCUUUUAAUACCACCAGAGUUUCACCAAUACAUGUUGUUGCCCUUUACCUUGUUGAACUUACAGGACGUGGUGCUGCCCUUGUCGCUGCCCAUAUGCACAAGAUUAGUAGCCAUCCCGGAGAACAGAAUCUGACCAGAACACAGGCAGAGUUAGAAAGCAUCACCAAUACCUUUGAAGCAUUUGGACAGUCAUAUGAUGCUGUGAGAGUCGAGACCUCAAAUGUUGUGUCAGACUAUGCAACCAUUCAUGAGGACAUAUACAAUGCAGCAAAUGAGAUAGGCACAAGCUUAAUUGUUCUUCCAUUUCACAAACAUCAAACUUCAGAAGGUGCGCUUGAAACAACCAAUGUAUUGUACAAAGAUAUAAACCAAAAUGUAAUGCAAGGUGCACCUUGUUCUGUGGGAAUCUUUGUUGAUCGUGAUCUUGGGUCAGUGUCCAAAAUGAACAUGCGGGUUAUUAUGAUCUUUGUUGGAGGGCCUGACGAUCGUGAAGCCUUAGCUGUUACAUGGAGGAUGGCAGGGCAUACAGGAAUCAAACUAUCAGUGGUUCGGAUUCUUUUGUUUGAUGAAGUUGCAGAAGUAGACACUUCAGUUCAAGAUGAUGCAAGAGGGAUGUUAUCUUCUGUAAUGGAUAAUGAGAAGCAGAAGGAGGUGGAUGAUAAGUAUAUAAAUUCAUUCAGACUUAAGGCAGUGAACAAUGAUGAUUCUAUAUCCUACUCAGAGUUUGAUGCACAUACCGGUGAAGAUAUUCCAAAAAUUCUCAACGAGCUAGAAAAAACUGGCUGCGAUUUAUACAUAGUUGGACAAGGGAAUUGUAGGAACUCUAAGGUCUUGUCAAGAUUAUUGGAAUGGUGUGAUUGCUUAGAACUUGGACUUAUAGGGGAUAUGUUGGCAUCAACCACUUUUGGUUCACGCUCAUCUUUGCUAGUUGUGCAACAAUAUGGGUAUGGAGGCAUGGUUUUUGGAAAGCAAGAAAACCACAAGGCCACUAAUAAUGAGGGCUUUAAGCAGCUUGUUGUGAAGACUGAAUGA